UCAAAAAUGACCGCACCCGAGCCACUCGGCGAUACGCAGCGACACCGGCUCCUCCAGUCGGCGCUCGACGCCCGCCAGCUCUCGUACUCGCCCUACAGCCACUUUCGCGUGGGCGCGAGCCUGCUGCUGACCGGCGACAGCGACAGCAACGGCAACGACGAUGGCGACGCGAGCGCGGCGACGCUGGUGCAGGGCGCCAAUGUCGAGAAUGCGUCGUACCCCGCGGGCAUCUGUGCGGAGCGCGCUGCGUUCAUGAAGGCCGUCACGGCCAGUCCGGCCAGUGCGACGGGCCAGGUCGGCAUCCGGGCCAUUGCCGUCGCUGCUGACACCGAGGCGUGCUGUGCGCCCUGCGGCAUCUGCAGGCAGGUGAUGCGCGAGUUCUGCGAGCCAAAGAGCACCCUCGUCUACCUCAUCUCGGCCAACUGGACCCCCGCCAACGACGUCGAGGAGAAACACGCAGGCGGAUCUGCCUACACCUACCUCGUUCGCACGCUCGAAGAGCUGCUGCCCCUCUCCUUUGGGCCAGAGGAUCUCGGCGGCAAGAAGCGCGUCCCCUGAGCAGCAGGCAGAGAAGCAAAGAAAUAGCAUUUAUUCCACAA
This is a messenger RNA of Acaromyces ingoldii, 599 nucleotides long. RefSeq names its product cytidine deaminase. Lineage: Eukaryota; Fungi; Basidiomycota; Exobasidiomycetes; Exobasidiales; Cryptobasidiaceae. The record is from RefSeq and is a predicted model, not a curated record. The transcript has 2 exons. Gene Ontology annotation, cellular component: cytosol. Bases 7 to 558 code for a protein of 183 amino acids. Gene Ontology annotation, molecular function: zinc ion binding; cytidine deaminase activity.